AUGCCAACACUCGCCGUACACACCCAGUGGAUGCUCAGCUUUCUGACUCAGAAGAUCCAACCAGACAUCGAAAGUGACAACUUCGCGAUGAUUCACUACUACCCAUUAGUCAGAGCUGCCAUGCAGGUGAUGGUCGAAGUCCGGCAGAAUCCGGUCAACACAGUCGAAGUUACUCUCUACGACUGCCCGGACGAAUUGGCCGCAGCUGGAGCAUUUGGACAUCGUUUGGUCAUGCCCACGAUAGAGCUGUUCUCCAAAUUUCCAGCACGACGUUGGAGAGUUUGGCUCCAGUAUACUUGGGAACAGCUCAUGACUCAACUGGAGGAGGAUACGGAGGAUUGCGGAUGUCAGUCGACCAACUUCGAGGAGAUUCCUCAAGAGCUAUAG
Messenger RNA from Caenorhabditis remanei, 387 nucleotides. RefSeq lists its product as uncharacterized. The transcript has a single exon. The record is from RefSeq and is a predicted model, not a curated record. The coding region runs from base 1 to 387 and encodes 128 amino acids. NCBI's taxonomy places the organism in Eukaryota, Metazoa, Nematoda, Chromadorea, Rhabditida, Rhabditidae.